AUGGUUGACAUAGCUCGUGUUUUUUCGCCUGUGGUCGUCUUUCCUAGUAGCGAAGUACGGCCACAAUCAUCGGAUCGUAUUCGUAGCGCAUCAAGUAAACGAGUCUCUAGUGCUAGUACGCAUCGUACAUCCUGCAUAUCAUCAGCGGUAUCAACUGUUGAAAGCGAUGGUUUACAUCAUGGACGAUACACUAAAAAUGAAACCAAUGAUGAAAAAGAUUUCGAAGCAGAACUUCGAGACGAACUCACAACCCCAUUAACUGGCGUUAAUUUACUUGAACUAAUUAAUGACAAAAUCUCUAAACUCGAUCAAUCAUUGAGAUCAGUUGAAGCACCAUCGGAUACGCAUAAAAAUCAAGCAUUGAUUACUUCUGAAAAACUUCGAACUAAUGCAAUUCAAAACGGACAAGCACGACAACAAGUACAACAAUUUGCUGGUCUUCUUGCUUUUAAAUCGACUUUUCAAGAUCAGAUUACAGUAACAGUGAAACCAAAAACUAAUGCUAAUCCUGUAAUAGACCAAGAUCAAUCAACAUUAUUAGAAAUUUUUCAAUAUCCAGGUUUUGAUGAGCAACAAAUGACUCCAUUACCAUUCAACAUUUCUCUCGAUGCACAAGUCAUGAGACAUGUACUUCCAAAACGAUAUACACUCUCAAAACAAGCACCCUACAUUAAAGCUUUACUUGAUCUUUACUAUUGUGAUCCAACUAGAGCAUUAGUUUUGGACAUCUUUUGGUGGGCAUUUCUUGAAAAUUAUCAAAAUCAACCUAAAAUUCAAAAGCAAUUACUUGAACGAGCUUCAAUUAAUUACGUUGCCCUUCUUAUGAUGGAAAUUGACUUACGCUAUCGUGAUAAAUGUUUUCAGGUUUAUCCUUCACUUUUAGCUGAAACUGUUUUUGCGUGCUAUAAAGUAUGUUUUCCGGCGUCACUUAAACAAAUGCCUGUUGAUGCCGAAGCAGCUGGAAAAACUAACGAAGAAAAUAAAAAUAAACCAUUAGAACUUGGAAGUUUAACAGAAACUCCUGGUCAACACAUGAAAGAAUUAGUUAAUUUAGAUGGAUUUAAAAAUUCAAUUGCGAAUAUUUGCCAAUUAUGGCUAGGCGGUAUUCCAGCACCGCCACGUCGCUACGAACAAUGGCGAUCGAAAAUUGUUCAACAAGAAAAAAUAUCAUUUAAGGAAGUAACGCCAGCAAAUUCAACAAUCGUAUCAUCAGUAUCACAACCAGUCACAACACAAACUCCAAAAGCGUUUCCAUCAACUUCACGUACUACAUUGCUAAAUGGUACAAAAACUAUGGGAACUGAAAGUGUUAUUUCAAAUACUAAUCAUGCAUUAUUCAAGCUGAAUAAACGUAAAGAACCCCAUGAACUUUUAGAAGAAAUGUACAAGCAUACAUAUGAUCCACUACCGGAUCGACGUGUUCUCUUCGAAGAUUAUCAGUUUGAUAUAAACGGUAAUUCACCAUUAGCGGAAAAAUUCCUACGUUCAAGUCAUAUGUUAAAAAGCUCGGGUACACAACUUCUUAUACCACAUCCACAAAUAAUUCAAGUACCAUCAGUAAGUGCUGAAACCUACGAUGAGGAAAUAAAACGAGCUGCAAAAUUUUGUCGCAUUGUCCGAGCUCAAAGACAUAAAGAACGAGCUCAACAAAUAGCAGCAAGACAACGUGCAUGUACAUCAAAAACACGAAUUGAAUUGGAUAGACAAAAGAAGAAAAAAAGUUCCAUUUAUAGGCGACCGAUAAUGAAUACUCGCGCCGAUGAACUAAUAUCAAUAUCUCAACUAUCCUUCAAAUCUCAUGUAUGA
This is a messenger RNA of Rotaria socialis, 1806 nucleotides long. NCBI's taxonomy places the organism in Eukaryota, Metazoa, Rotifera, Eurotatoria, Philodinida, Philodinidae. The record is from the annotation of a GenBank genome assembly.